Molecule: messenger RNA, 995 nt
Organism: Serinus canaria (Common canary)
Lineage: Eukaryota; Metazoa; Chordata; Aves; Passeriformes; Fringillidae
Product: transcription factor BTF3-like
Exons: 6
Coding region: 66-659 (197 amino acids)
Cellular component (GO): nascent polypeptide-associated complex; cytosol
Source: RefSeq, a predicted model, not a curated record
UGGAAUUUGUUGCGCGACCAAGGGCUAUGGGUUAGUGGGCGGCUGUGGUUGGGACAAGGCAAGGCAUGGCAUGGCAUUUACGGCCAGGGCCUCUGGAGAGCUGUGUAUGGCACUGUGUGUGGCAGACCGACCGCUCUGUUAGGGCUUGGACGGCUUCCCGUCAGAUGAAAGAAACGAUCAUGAACCAAGAAAAGCUUGCUAAGCUCCAGUCCCAAGUGCGCAUUGGUGGCAAGGGUACUGCCCGCAGAAAGAAGAAGGUUGUCCAUAGAACAGCUACAGCAGAUGACAAGAAACUUCAGUUUUCUUUGAAGAAACUGGGUGUCAACAAUAUUUCUGGAAUUGAAGAGGUAAAUAUGUUCACCAACCAAGGAACAGUCAUUCACUUCAAUAACCCUAAAGUUCAGGCAUCCCUGGCUGCUAACACUUUCACUAUCACUGGCCAUGCUGAGACCAAGCAGCUGACAGAAAUGCUUCCUAGCAUCUUAAAUCAGCUUGGAGCUGACAGUUUGACUAGCCUGAGAAGAUUGGCAGAAGCCCUACCCAAGCAAUCUAUGGAUGGAAAAGCACCACUUGCUACUGGUGGUGAUGAUGAUGACGAUGAUGAAGUUCCAGAUCUUGUUGAAAACUUUGAUGAAGCUUCAAAGAAUGAGGCAAACUAAACUAAGUGACACUUUGUGAAUAAAAUUAAAACUUGAAAAAGCUACAUGGCUACAUGGAGCUGCUAUUUUAUAUUGUGACUGCUUUUAUUUGAUUUUAUUUUUAUUUCCUGAUGAGAUCUCAAGAUGUGUAAUAUUUGGAAACUCCUGAACCUGCAGCUCUUAUUCAGUUAUUGCUUGAACACAGUAUUGUUUUUUUGGCCUAGUUUAACAAGCCUAUGCUUCAAAAUAAGUCAGAUUGCUAAUCAAUCUCUACCUAGACACAAAUUUUGAGCAACUUGUCUAUGAGCUACCCCAUCUUUAAUGAACUUUGCCAUACAAUAAAGAAUAUGAAAUGAA